Aplosporella prunicola CBS 121167 is the source of this 1954-nucleotide messenger RNA. RefSeq lists its product as uncharacterized. The coding region runs from base 194 to 1954 and encodes 586 amino acids. Lineage: Eukaryota; Fungi; Ascomycota; Dothideomycetes; Botryosphaeriales; Aplosporellaceae. The record is from RefSeq and is a predicted model, not a curated record. The transcript is spliced from 7 exons.
CUCGAAAGAACAAGAACACCGGCACCUUCCCCUUCAACCAGCCAGCGCAAACUGCAACCUUUGCUUUGAGAACAACGCCCACCCUCUUGAGACGCCGUCGCAACUGCCUCUUCUUCAACCGCAUCACUGUGCGACUGUCAAGCACACGGCUUGCAACCCGGCGCGACGUUGUUCCCAUCAGCCCAUCGGCGCCAUGGCAGAACCAUGGCAUGAGGUGAUCGAAAUUCUAUCUGACAGCGAUGAUGACCAAGAAGCUGCGAACACUCCUCCAAGUGACUCCAUGGAAGAUGACGAGUGGAUCAUCGCUUAUAGAGCAGCCGGAAUGCCACUUGCCGUCGACCCAACUGAGGCACAUGAGGGUGCAGAUGUCUCUUCAGAGCGGACUCAAGAGGCUCUCACCGAAGACGAUUUCUUGACCAAGGUUCUCGAGGUUUAUCCCGACAUCGCACAUGAACACGUGCGACAACUGCACCGCGAUGCCGUUCAAAAAGGCGAAAAGACCGACGUCUCUUGGUGUGAAGUCAUCAUUGUACGUAUUCUGGAUGACGGACUUUAUCCUAAGGAGAGAGACCGGCGGCGGGAUUUAAAGCGAAAGAGACAACCUUCGCCCGCCCCAGAAGACAUCGUAACUACGAUAUGGGGAGAUGGACACUAUGAAGUUGGAUCAAAGCUUUACACUUUAUACGCCACUGAGAUUCUCGCCAACGAGUUCUCUUACGUUCCCAAGAAGUUCAUCGGCGAUACACUGAAGCGAGAGAUAACUCUAUACCACGCACACGUAGCAUUAGAGGAACUCCAACAGAAGGACCACACUCCUUACACUAAAGUCAGAAAGGCUCGCCACCAUCAAGAACUCUCGCCAAACAUGCCCAAUCUAUUCAAGGAGCUGGAAGCUGCCAAAAAGAAAAUCAAGGGAGAUACUGAUAAACGCCUAAAAGCGGAAAAGGAGCGCAAGGCCGAAGAAGAAAAUGAACGCGUUUCCCGUGUCGAAGGCAACAUUGCGGAAUGCGGUUGCUGCUUUACAGAAUACCCCACGAACCGCAUGACGUUUUGCAACGGCACCGAGACCGAUAUACAUUUUUUCUGCCACGAAUGCGCUCAGAGCUACGUCAAAGCAGAGAUAGGCCAGGGGAAAUGUCGCCCCAAAUGCAUGGAUACGAGCGGUUGCCCUGCAAUAUUUGCUCGUGCACAGCUGCAAAACUUUCUCGAUGAGAAGACUUUUGAGGUUUUGGAGCGGUUCCAGCAACAGGAAGACCUUCGACUUGCCGGCCUAGAUGACAUGGAAGAAUGUCCAUUUUGCGAUUUCAAGAUGAUCUGCCUGCCAAAGGAAGUAGAUCGGGAGUUCCGAUGCCAGCACCCAGACUGCAAGAUAGUCAGCUGUCGGCUUUGUCGCAUGGAGACACACGUGCCCCUCACGUGUGAACAGGCCUCCAAGGAUAAGAAGGUAGACGUACGGCAUUUGGUCGAGGAAGCUAUGACGGCAGCACUCGUCAGAGAGUGCAACAAAUGCAAGAACAAGUUCGUCAAGGAAUUCGGUUGCAACAAAAUGACUUGUCCGACAUGUGGUAAUGUUCAGUGCUACAUAUGCUCCAAGAACACCCGCAGCUACGAACACUUCCAAGAUAAACCGGAAAAAUGCCCUUUGUAUGACAAUACCGAUGAGCGUCACGACGACGAAGUCAAGAAAGCGGAAGCAGCGGCCUUGGAACAGAUCAAGAAGGAUCAUCCAGAACUACAGAACGAGGAUCUUAAGAUCGAGGUCUCGGAUGCCGUCAAGCAGGUCGAGAAACAGCGCAUUCAAAACGGAGCCGCCCGUGUGCCAGUCAACUAUGCGAUUCCACAACAAGCGCAUUUAGUAGGCCAAUUUGCGAUCCCGCCCGUUGCUGGAAGGCCACUUCACAAUGUGGGUGCACCUCACGCCGGAGUACCAGUCGCCGCAGCUCCUCCCCCAUGA